AUGACAUCGGUUGCAGACAACACCUUUGACCCUUCGUCAGCACAACGCCUCCCACAGCUCUCAACAAGCCACCUCACCCCAGGUGUGUUCAACCCCACAACAGGUGCCCCCGAUGGCCUUCACAGAUCGCCCCUCACACCACCACCAACACCUAUCAUCUCUGACAACGGCAACGGCGAGAAGUUGACCGUCUCUGCUAAGCACCUCCAACACCACACACUCCAACCAGAGUUCAUCUCAGAGUACACCUUGGGCGAUGAGCUCGGCUCUGGAGGAUUCGGAUUUGUUGUUUCUGCCACCCGGAAAUCUGACCACAAGGAAGUCGCCGUCAAGUUUAUCUUCCGUGAUAAGGUGCCUGUCCAUGGCUGGGCCAAGGACCCCGAGCUGGGCGUGAUUCCCAUGGAGGUCUAUGUUCUCCGGAAUGUUCAGCACCCCAACAUCAUCUCCUUCAUGAACGUCUACCAGGACUUCAAGUUCUUUUACCUGGUCAUGGAGCUCCACGGCACACCAUGGUCGACCAGUAACCCUCUUCUCAACAAGAACGACAACAGUAACGCCAACAACAUGCCCACGUCCAUGAUCGAGGCUAUGGCUGCUGCGACCUUGAACCAGCGGAACGGCUUGACCGGAUCCAACUCGACCUCUUCUUCCACCUCGUCCAAUUCUUUCACAUCUUCAUCAACCUCGAGCUCAUCGUCGUCUCUGAGCCAUUCCGGAAGCGAUAACGAGUUGUACGUUGAGCCUCCCAAGCCUGCACUGUUGGUUCGUCGGACCUCGUGUGAUCUCUUUGAGUGCAUCGAGCACCACUCCAAGUUCUCAGAGUCCCAGGCGCGCAUGAUCUUCAAGCAGAUCGUCGAGUGCGUGGAUUACCUCAACUCGCGCGGUAUCUGCCAUCGUGACAUCAAGGACGAGAACAUUGUCAUUGACAAUGACUUCCGGGUCAAGUUGAUCGACUUUGGAUCUGCCGUCAUUAUCCCAAGACCCCAGGGCAAGCUCUUUGACCGGUUCUACGGCACCAUCAACUACGCGUCGCCUGAGAUCUUGAAGGGUGAAAAGUAUAGGGCCGAGUCGGCCGAAAUCUGGUCACUGGGCAUUCUCCUCUACACCAUCCUCUACGGUGAGGUACCCUUCAACGACCCCGUCCAGGCCAUCUCAGGGCCCUACAUCUCACCACGCGUCCGAUCGUCACCCGAGUGUUUGCAUCUAUUGAACUGGAUGUUGUCCAAGACUCCCGAGCGCCGUGCAACGAUUGAGGAUGUUGCCAACCACCCAUGGAUCUCCGGUCUCAGCCUCUCUGCAUAA
This is a messenger RNA of Linnemannia hyalina, 1302 nucleotides long. NCBI's taxonomy places the organism in Eukaryota, Fungi, Mortierellomycota, Mortierellomycetes, Mortierellales, Mortierellaceae. The record is from the annotation of a GenBank genome assembly.